Messenger RNA from Misgurnus anguillicaudatus (oriental weatherfish), 1008 nucleotides. The record is from RefSeq and is a predicted model, not a curated record. Lineage: Eukaryota; Metazoa; Chordata; Actinopteri; Cypriniformes; Cobitidae.
AUGAAAAGAAGAGAAAAAGAAACCGCAACGAGCCGCUGGUCUCGAUUAGUCUUUGACGGAGAUGAGAAAAACUACGAGCUACGGGAGACAAAGCUUUUGGGUCAUCUUUAUUUACAAGGACUGAAAGAGACUAUUUUAAGCGAGUCUUUUGAGGAAGACGAGGAAGAUACGGCGAAAAACGCCGAAGCCUAUGCAGAGCUAAUACAGUUCCUGGAUGACAAAAGUUUGUCGCUGGUUAUGAGGGAAGCAGCAGACGAUGGAAGAGCAGCAUUAAAGAUUCUUCAGGAAUAUUAUGCUGGCAAAGGAAAGCCCAGAGUGAUUAGCUUAUACACAGAGCUAACGUCAUUGCAAAAGUCGCCCAGUGAGUGUGUUACUGAUUAUGUCAUCAGGGCUGAGACCGCAAUCACCGCUUUGAGGAACGCAGGGUUCCUAACAUUGGAUAAUUUUAAUGUAACCUGUGAUGAACAGAAUAUUUGUGCUGUUAGGGGGACACUAAUGAGUGUGAACUGCGAUCACUCAAACAUCAACAUCAAAACUGGGUUCUGGUUCAGUCAGAAACAGAGAACAAACUGGAGAAACAAAGAUGAACCUGAAGAUUUGACUUUAGAUUCAGAUUACUCAGGACGAAUUGGUCAGUGGAUAACUGAAGAUUACUCACGACUCUCAAUAGAUGAUCUGAGAGAGAGAGACAGUGGAGAAUAUCAGCUCAUGUUCAUUAUGAAGGAUGGAGUUAAACAUCUCAGCUCAGUCACAGUCAAUCUAACAGUUUCAGUUUUACAGGUGAAGAUGAAUCCUGAAUCUACAGGACAGAGAGUAAAACUGAGCUGUGAUUCCUCCUGCCCUUUAACAUCAGAAUAUAAUUACCUCUGGUACAAGAAUGGACAAUAUUUAACAAAUAACCAAAGCAUAUUUGUAUCAUCCAGUGAAAACACUGACAGUUAUUACUGCACUAAGUAUAAAAUGGAGCCCUCUUCAUCUGUGUGUGAAACAAACUGUGUUUGUAAUUGA